AUGCAGAGACAAAGAAGUAACUCGUUCCCCAUUGUCGAGGCUCUGGGAUGCUCAACGCCAGAAGCACUCCUCAUUCUGGCAGAGGGCAGAGCCGCAGUUCGGAAACGCCGAGCUCGACGCAACCAGUCGGUUGACGAUGAAGUCAACCGCCUCUUCAACCCCCAAGACCACAUCAAGUUCCUAGAAGGACUCGCCGCCCUGCCCACGCCUCAGGAUCAACCAUCCCCCUUUGACCCAAAAUACUCGUUGCACUCUCGGGUCCCAUCCGAUGCCACAGAUCACAGCACUUCAACCGUAGUGCCGCAUGUGAACGAUAGGGAGCCUCGGAAUCUCUCACCAACGCUAGGCGACUAUUCCGCCAACCUUGCCGCUUUCAUCAAGAACCAGCUCAAGUCGAUACCAACGUACCAAUCCAAUCAUCGCCCCACAUCAUCCCUUUCCCCCCGAUCAUGCCCGGAUCUAUCGUUUCCCAUGCAGACCCCUCCGUCACCGAACCCAUCCGGUCGGCGACAAUUCGAGGCCCCAAAGGCAAUCGAGAUACCCCCGGUGCGACCACCGAUGAAAAGCCAAUUCUCCGCCUGGAGCUCCACCGACGACGAGACAGACGACGAAGCGCUCCCCCUACCGGAAUAUGCAUUGCCCACUUCGGCAUGCAACUCCAAGGGAAGCAAGUACACGCCAUCCAUCUUAGGCUACUAUGAAACCUCGCAUAACAACUCGUCGUUUCUAUUUUCAUCAACGCCGCUAGAAGAAGAGUCAGAGCCCACUACGGCUAAAGCCUUCAAGUUUCCCGACCCGUCAGCACUACCUCGUUCGUCACCCGAUGAGCAAGAACACGAUGAUGACGAUGACGACGACGACGACGCUGCACACCAACACGACUACCCCUCUUCGUCUUGCCCCUCUCAGCCUCAGCUCACUUCCACGUCAGCGCCUUCGUACACGUCGUCUUCGGUGUCGAGUUCCAGUUACUUUGACUGCAAGCGACCUGUGGCUAUCACGCCGCAAAUGAAGGAAAGGGUGAUUGCGGCUGUCACGCCCCCGCAUCCACACAACAAGAGGCUUACCGCCGUGUCGCCUUGGGAGGGGAAUGCAUUUUCCAACGUACACGACGUGUAUGUUGAAUCGCAGCACCGCGUCAACGUCGAUGGCAUGUCUUUCGAUAUGCUCCGCGAUUUUAACGUGUCCAGCAGACUUACACCUUGCUGA
Messenger RNA from Alternaria arborescens, 1209 nucleotides. RefSeq lists its product as hypothetical. The transcript has a single exon. The coding region runs from base 1 to 1209 and encodes 402 amino acids. Lineage: Eukaryota; Fungi; Ascomycota; Dothideomycetes; Pleosporales; Pleosporaceae. The record is from RefSeq and is a predicted model, not a curated record.